AUGCAUUAUUUUUUUCAAGAGCGAGGAAAUCCGAAGGAAACGUGUUGGUCCGAGCAGUUUGUACGUCAGUCAAAUGGAGCAUUAACGGCACAGUAGUCGCACUUUUUUGCGGCUACACGAGGUGAAUCCCGUGGGUAAAAUCACGGGCGUGGUGGUCGACAAGUGAAGGUUGGCGCGUGGCCCGGGAGGAAGAGGCGGAGGGGGUGAUAUCAGUGGGAUACCACCCGAGGGAUAAGGCGACCGUCGCUUUUGGCCCAAAAUGUCGAUCCAAUACGAGGUGGAGCAGCUUGCGGGUAGCUACGGGGUGGCCGACUCGUUCCCCAAAGACUUCGGCUACGGGGACGAAGAGGCGGACAUCGAGGACAGCCCGGCGCCGUCCGACAGCAAGCCGAGAAUCCUGCUCAUGGGGCUGAGGAGAAGUGGCAAGUCAUCCAUACAGAAGGUGGUAUUCCACAAAAUGUCGCCUAACGAGACAUUGUUCCUGGAGAGCACCAAUAAAAUCUACAAGGACGACAUCUCCAGCAGCUCCUUCGUCAACUUCCAGAUCUGGGACUUCCCGGGCCAAGUGGACUUCUUCGACCCCACCUUUGACUACGAGAUGAUCUUCAGGGGAACCGGAGCCCUCAUAUUUGUCAUCGACGCUCAGGAUGACUACGUGGAGGCCCUGGGGCGACUCCACCUGACCGUGUCGCGGGCGUACCGGGUCAACCCGGAGAUCAACUUCGAGGUGUUCAUCCACAAAGUGGACGGCCUCUCGGACGACCACAAGAUCGAGACCCAGCGGGACAUUCACCAGAGGGCCAAUGACGACCUGGCCGACGCCAGCCUGGAGAAGCUUCAUCUCAGCUUCUACUUGACGAGCAUCUACGACCACUCCAUCUUUGAGGCCUUCAGCAAGGUGGUGCAGAAGCUCAUCCCGCAGCUGCCCACGCUGGAGAACCUGCUCAACAUCUUCAUUUCUAAUUCCGGGAUCGAGAAGGCCUUCCUGUUCGACGUGGUGAGCAAGAUCUACAUCGCCACCGACAGCUCCCCCGUGGACAUGCAGUCGUACGAGCUGUGCUGCGACAUGAUUGACGUGGUCAUUGACGUUUCCUGCAUCUACGGUCUGAGAGAGGAUGGCAGCGGCAGCGCUUACGACAAGGAGUCCAUGGCCAUCAUCAAGCUCAACAACACCACUGUGCUCUACCUGAAGGAGGUCACCAAGUUCUUGGCGCUCGUAUGCAUCCUGAGGGAAGAAAGCUUCGAGCGCAAAGGCUUGAUCGACUACAACUUCCACUGUUUCCGCAAGGCCAUCCACGAAGUAUUCGAGGUGGGCGUGUCGGCACAGCGCCCGCUCGGGACGCUGCCCAUGGGCUCGCCGGCGCGCGGCAAGGCCAUGGCGCUCAACGGCACGCCGCGCAACACCGUCUAAUAUGCUUGACGCCCGCAAAAGACGCUAAGGAGCAGCCCAAAAGCGGCCAAAGGAAGAGACGAAGGCUCACGCGGACAGGCGGGCCUAAAAUGGCCACCCGCAGAGGACAAGGACUUCUUUCUUUGGCGUGUGAAGACGAACGACCCACGGGAGGGACCAAUGGUCGCUGCGUCGGCAGGAUUGCGAUGCGGUCACUUGUUGAGGAAAUAAAAAAUUAAAUACUGAAGGUAAGGCACGCAGGAAAGACGGCCUUGCCAAAGCAGCACGAGCACCUCGCACCUGAGUCGCACAUGUCACUUCCUGUGACUGCACGCGUCCAUAGAGCGCACUCGAAAGGGAUUGAUUGAUUGAUUGAUUGUAUGUAUGCUUGCGUGUGUCUGUGUGUGAAUGCACGUGUGAAUGCGCGUUUGUGUGUCGGGUUGAGCCAAUGACACUUCUCAAUAAAGACAUCAAAUUCAAUGCA
Syngnathus acus (greater pipefish) is the source of this 1874-nucleotide messenger RNA. It is a transcript of the gene rragca, whose product is annotated as Ras-related GTP binding Ca. Gene Ontology annotation, biological process: cellular response to amino acid stimulus; cellular response to starvation; regulation of autophagy. Lineage: Eukaryota; Metazoa; Chordata; Actinopteri; Syngnathiformes; Syngnathidae. The transcript is spliced from 7 exons. Gene Ontology annotation, molecular function: GTP binding; GTPase activity. Gene Ontology annotation, cellular component: lysosome; nucleus; Gtr1-Gtr2 GTPase complex. The coding region runs from base 260 to 1411 and encodes 383 amino acids. The record is from RefSeq and is a predicted model, not a curated record.